CGACCGGAAGCAGCCAUCUUAGGCUCAGCUGAGGCACUAGUGACCCUCCCGUCUGUCGCUCCUCCCGUCUCUCUCGCUCCUCCCGUCCUCGCCACGCCACCAUGACUCCCUAGUGCCACCCGUCACACUCCUCCUGGCAUGAAGUGGCUCCAGUUAGGUGCGAUUCGGGUGUGAAAUUUGGGGUGACAGGAGAGGCUGAAAAGUGGUGGGACGGCACCCCCAUCAUCAUCCCUGCCCCCCCUGUCUUGACCACGAAUGAGAGUCCGUCCUGUCUGAUUGACGGUCAAGCGAUCGCUAUGGGACCUGUCAAUCUAUGAGUGCCGCCAAACGUUGCCUCUCGGUUGUCUGAGAUUCGCGGGCAAGAUGAAGAAGCUGUUUCAGAGGAUAGACCAGUCAAACAAGGACCAGAGCCACACCAGCUUCCUGGGCAAGGUGUUCGUGGUGGGGCGCCACACUGUCACCGUCGAGGAGGUCAUAGCUGAGGGAGGGUUUGCCUUAGUAUUCUUGGUCAAGGGCAGUGGAGGAGUUCGAUUUGCACUCAAGCGCCUGUAUGUCAACAACGAACAUGACCUGGAGGUGGCCCGCAAUGAAAUCAACAUUGCUAAAAUGCUUAACGGUCCAAGAACUGUCGUGGGCUAUGUUGACUCUGGUGUCACGCACAUUGGAAGUGGUGUCUACGAAGUUCUUCUCCUUAUGACGUACUGUAGAAAACAUCUCCUCCACCUAAUGAAUGAUAGGAUCAACUCAGGCUUGACUGAGGCAGAGGUCCUCAAAAUUUUCUGUGAUGUUUGUGAUUCAGUGUCGAGGCUGCAUCACGUCAACCCCCCAAUCAUCCAUAGAGAUUUAAAGGUUGAAAAUAUCCUAAUUAGUAGUGAAGGUAACUAUGUUUUGUGUGACUUUGGUUCUGCCACGGCGCGGGUGUUAUGUGGCACUACUGAUGGCAUAUCGAGAGUCGAGGAGGAAAUUCAGCGGUACACAACCCUGGCGUACCGUGCUCCAGAGAUGAUCGACUUGUACCUUGGCCGGCCCAUUACCACGAAGUCAGAUAUAUGGGCCUUGGGAUGCAUGUUAUACAAGCUUUGUUUUUUUACAUUACCAUUUGCCGAGAGUCCGCUGGCUAUCUCUUCAGGGAACUUCACUAUUCCGGAUAAUGCCAGAUUCUCCAAACACUUACAAGCACUUAUACGCUACAUGUUGGACCCAGACCCCGAUACACGGCCGGACAUCUACCAGGUUGCCAGUCUGACUUUUAAGCUGGCUGGGAGAGAGUGUCCCGUAAGAAAUGUCAAUAAUGUGACCGUGCCAUCUCUGGACCAUCUGUGUCAAGUUGUGAGUGAGAGAGAGCAGCAGUCAUCAGUGAAGUUGAACCGUAUAGCUCCUGGACCUGUGAUAGAGAGUACUUCGGUUGCUCCCCGGCAACGACCAAAGGCUUCUCAACACCCACCUUCCCUUACUGCUACUGCAGGUGCUCUUCCAUUGGGUUUACCACUUCAGAACACACAAGCCUUGAAGAGAAAUCUUGCUGUAUCAGUAAGUGAAAGUGGUAACACCCAACAGCAGACUCAGCCUCAGCACCUGUUAACACAGCAGCAACAGCAGCCCCAGCAGCAGCCCCAGCAGCAACAGCUUCAGCAACACAGUCAGGCACAGCAACAGCCAUCUCAAUCUGUAGUUGAAUUGAGUCCCACCAAUGCUUUCCCGCCUGCUGCUUUAUUUGGGUCUGAUACUUUCCCUCCUGCGCAGCAGUCAUUCCCUACUAGUCAGUUUGGGUCAUCAGCAGGAGGCGGGAGUACGGCAGCGGGCACAGGCAGCACUCACCCAGCUGGUCUGAGCACUCAGCCAGGCUCAGGAUCAAUGGAAGCAUUUUUCCCACCCUCAGGCUAUCCAGAUCCAUUUCGGGAAGGUGACGCCGAGUUGGCAGCAUGUGGAACCCACUCCAUGAGCGGCAGUGUUGAGGGCUUAUUCUUGCCCCCUGCAGGCAGCAUCGGCAGCGGACCCCAAAGUCUGUCCCUGAGCCAGGGGUCCAUUGGAGGUGGUGUCGGGGCACUACCAGCGACUACUGGCUUGGGUCCUGGAGGACUGGGUACUACAGGUGGGCUAGUGAAGUAUGAGAGUGACACCACUAGCCUCAGCCACCAUCACCAGCAUCAUCUUCCUGCUCAAAUCUCUCCCACGCUUCCUCAACACCCACGGGUACAUAGACGGAAUGUUUCCGAUACUUCAGCUUUCAACAAGACAUUUGCUAAUGAGACAACACAGUUCCUUGCCCCCUUCGAGGCUUCAGUCAGGACUACAGAAAGAGAAAGUGGACCAACGAGCAUCCUGCAGUCCGAGGAUGGAUCACAGGAGGGCCUAGUCACCUCAGAAGUGAGCUUGGCUGCUGCUGAAGUUCGUACAUGGAAUCCUUUCAAUGACACAACUCCCUUCAGUCAAAUGUCCGAGGAUCACAUCUUCGGGGCAGAGUUCGACAAAAUUCGAAGAGGAUCUCAGAGUAGCAUAUCAAAUGUGAAAAGUCGAGAGAGUUUAGUGAUGUCAACUGAAGACGAUCCAUUUGGCGCUGCCCCAUUUAAUGCCCCCGAAAUAGGGUGGUUCAGGCGCAGAGCUGCUCCUCGUCCUACUCGCUCGUGUCCUCAACUUGCAUUCAGUUCCCGCCGGACAAAAAUAUCUUCCAAAGGUGGAAAUGAAUUGCAGAUGAACAGCAGUGAAGAUAUCGUUGCCACUCCGAGCGAUGCCACAACUGGAGGAGAUUCAACAAUAACUGUGCUUCCACUUGUGUGUGAGCAGAGUCGUCGUUCCAGUGAGUCGUCUCAGGACUCCCAAGACUCUCAGGAUGCGGCAGCUGACCAGACGGCAGUUGGACCUUCCUCAUUACCAUUUACACGGCCGCCUCUUGAAGACAGAUCUAAAUAUGAGAAGCUGCAAAACACCCACGAUGAGGAGAGCGAAGAGGAAGGCGAGGGUGAUGGGAUUGGCCGGAGUAAAGAUCAGCAACAGACACAACAGAUAUUGAAGGAAACAGCAGAUACCAAGCAAAAGAGACAUCGCCGUGAGAGAAAAAAUAGAGGGAAGAGUAGGAAGGAAGAAGGUGAACCCGGUGGAGUGACAAAGGAUGGUAAACCCGACGGUGUCUUCAUCUGUAGUGUGUCUGACGAUGACUCGAUAGGCUCAGCAAGUGAUUUGAAAGCAAGGAUUAAUGAUGAAUAUGAUUAUGAUAACUGUGACCGAGGUGACAUCUCUGAAACCAUAAGUUCAUCGGUGUACCACGCAGAGUGUGAGAGUGUCACAACUCACGAGGAUGAUCCACAGACUGCCGAGAACUGCGACCCUACCCAGUUAAUACGACGUGGACCAAAGCCAAGUAAGGCAGCCAUGCGGGCCCGUGCUCGAGCUCUACAAGAACAGGAGAACAAAAAAUGUGCUCAGGACAGGCUAUUAGGGCACGAGUACGGAGAAAAACCUCUCCUUCAAGACGAUGAACUGGAUUCUGGCGAGGAGGAAAAUAAGCUCUCUGAUGACCAAGAAGAUCCACAUGUAGAGCCACAGCCCUCCCAACAGCCAGACCAACUGACAGUCCGCUCCAAUAUUUUCCAUGUUCCAAGGCCAUUUAGGAAAACUUCACUGGAUGAAUCUCAGAAGCAGCGGGAAUAUGUGGCUGAUGAAGAUGUCUUUGCCUUAGCUCCUUUCAAAACUUCACUGAAGAAGUUGAAUAAAAAAGUCUUUCAGAGCCGUAGUCAGCCAUCAAGCAACACCGUAUCCCCGUUAGAAUCCUCAAGCCAACCAAUUAUAACGCCUCCCAUGGCAAACAAUUCCCCAGCUCCUGUUCAUUUAGGCAGUCCAGAAAUGUUGGAGCAAGUUGUUGAACCUGUUAGAAUACCUGUUCAAGCUGAUAUCAUAUAUGAAGAGUCACCAAGUGAGGAGUUUCCUAUAUAUGAAAAUGUUGUAUUGAAUCCAAGUGGCAGUAGUAUAGAAAAUGGUACAACUCCUCCAAAAUACCACCAUUAUGAGAAUGUUCCCGUUCCCUUCCAUGUAGCUGGAGUUGUUGAAUCCCCUUCACUUGUUACUCCUAUUCCCACUAAAAACCCGUUUGUUAAUCCUUUUGUCAAUGAGAAUCCAAUAGCAGUUGCCCAUCCACAAAUACAAGAUCCACCAGGGCUCUUAUCAAGUCAGUCUGGAAGGUCACCAGCUGUGACAGAACAGACUUUGCCCAGUGCACCACGUAAAAUUCCUCAACCGAAUCAAGGUGCAAUGUCUCAAAGUUUAGAUUCCCUCACUCCAAACUCUGCUGCAGGAUCUGUUAAUUCUCCCUCCUUUCAGAGUACAGAUCUAUUUGGAUCCACACCCUUCAGUGAUGUUACAAUAUCAACAACUCCAUCCAAUGAUACCAAAGAAUUUUCAUCCCACAGUCAAACAGUCUUAAAUGGUGUUUCAAAGUUUGCAAGUUCCAGUCAAUCGCAAUAUUUCAACCAGUCAGAUGUAACCUCUCAUAUUCCCAUGCAUACUUCCACUCCACGCUCUGUCAAAAUCCAUUCUCUUUCUCGAGGGAAAGAGAUGAAUUUGGCCGACUUGGAUGAUGCUGAUUUAUUUGGUGCUGUACCUUUUAAACCAGUUAUAGGUCAUCAACAACGAACAGGCCAAAUACCAGGUGGGAAAAGCCAGACAUUACCAGCUAACAUGAGUUCGUCUCUUCAAGCACAAAUGGCUCUGAUGGCACAUGAUGAUGGCCAUGUGGAAAAGUUUUUUGGUGAUUUCAGAGUUUCCAAAGGACUGAAGAAAUCAACACCCCCUAGUUUCCGCAAACCCAGGGCUACACACCAAAAACUCUCUGAUUCUGACACCUCCAGUGAUGAAGGAGCUGUGACAACCAGUAGAAAACCUCGACAUAGGGAUCGCAGUAAAGACAGAUUAAAAUAUAAAAACAUUAGUGAAGAAUUUGAAGAAGAAAAUAUGAUGGUUCUCCCAAUGAAACAAUUUGGGCAUUCUAAGAAAGAAAAAAUUAGCAAGAAAAGCAAAAAACUUGAGAAAUUAGAAAAGAAAGUUGAUAAACCAGAGAAAAAUCAAAGUUUUGAAUCUGCUGGAAUUUCUAACAUGAGUUUUGAAGACUUUACCUUGGAGGAUAGCCGACGGGAAAUAGAGAGAGUUCGCCGCGAGUUAGAAAGGAACAGACAAGAGACUGAUAGAGGUGGAGAUUCCCUUCAAAGUCCUGAGGAAGAUGAUUCAGAUCUGAGAACCACUGGGGGCACUCGUUUCGGCUCAUUGAAGCGAGGCAUGAACCCUUUCUCUAAAUUAGGACGCUAAGAGUAAUUUUGGUGAUUAAUAAUUUAUCUUCCUAAGUCCACUGAUUUGAAGGAAUAAUGUGUCUCAUACUAUGGUAAAUAAUUUAUAGUAAAUGUUCUGAAAUAUAUAUAAAUGAACCUAACUCUCAAUUCAGGUGAAUACACUGUUGGCAUAAUUCAGCAUCAUAAUACUGUAAUCUUUGAAGUAAAAUAAGAAGAAUUUUGAUACAAAGGAUUUGCUUUUAUAACUUUAAAUUAUUCAUUUUUAGUUCUCUACAAUGGUGUUGGUUAUUGGAGAAUGAGCUGACCAUUGUUAGAUUUUGUGAAGUCCAAUAGUGCUUGACAUCACCACCACCAAUACUGGUAGAACAAUACUGCAUAUCAGAUUUUUAUAUGAAGCUUAAUCGUAAUAUGGAUGUGUUAUAGUGAUGCUUCCCCUCAGUCUCUAGUUAUCUAUUAUUUUGGGUUUGUGCCACCAGCAGAUGAUAAUGUGUUCAUGGAUAGACUGGUGUAACUGAAACAAACCUCUAGAAACACAAAUGCUGAAAUGUUAUCAAACAGUAUUAUUGAAUGAAAAUGUUACUGCAAAAGGUGUAUAACCAUUAGCAGUGAUGCAUAAGAAGCCCAGACUGGCAAUUUUAGCCAAUAUCUACGAAUCUAACGAGUUCAGUGCCACCAAAACUCAAAGGCACAACUCUACAAUGCCAAGAGAAGCUGAGGUUUUCUUGACAUUCAUUGUGAGCUGUUGUUUAUUCAUUUGUGGAACAAUUUUAGUGCAUUGAUAUUAAUUUUGCCAAAUAGUUCCAUGUGACAAGCAUUUUGAUGCUUGACGUGGACUGCUGACCAAUGCAUGUGUGAUCAUAUUAUAUUGUGCCCUGUUGACUGGUGAACGCAUGAGCAUAUUGUACCCUGUUGACUAGGGAAUGCAUGAGCAUAUUGUGCCCUGAUGACUGAUGAAUGCAUGAGCAUAUUGUGCCCUGAUGACUGAUGAAUGCAUGAGCAUAUUGUGCCCCUGUUAACUGAUGAAUGCAUGAGCAUAUAUAUUGGUGCCCUGUUGACUGGUGAAUGCAUGAGCAUAUUGUGCCCUGUUGACUGAUGCAUGCAUGAGUAUUGCACUGCAUCCUGCAGUACAAUUAUCUUUUUCUCAUAAAGAAGGUACAAUAUUUCAUAUAGUUUAUGUAGAUUGGUAGACUGUUUCCUCUUUUCAGGCUGUCCAGCUAGGUGAGCUUUGAACUAUCAUCAUGUACUCUUUAUAUCUCAACUGUUGUAUCAACAAAAAUAUAAUUUGUAUAAUAAUGAAACAAUUCAGUAAUAUGGUUUUAUGUAGCAGGAAUCAGAUUAGUAUGUCACCUCUUAGUAUUUUAUAUAAUAAUAUUAUGUUGAUUUAAAGAAUGUAUGGAAAUUGGUAUUAAUACUUUUAUAUAGAAAAUUGUAUUUAACUUAAUUGUUAAUAGACUCUUGACCAUUGUUGCAGACUGUAUGCAAACUGGACAAGUCUCUUCUCUUGGGUAGCUUCUUAACCCUUGUAAAUUCCAGCUUCUAUUUUUGCAAUUGUCACUUUUAUUAAUGUUUCAUUUGUAAUAUUUAGAUUAGAACUUUGAUGCAUUAUUGAUUUUGAGUCCGUCUCUCGAAAUAGUCCGAGUUAUUGUCGGUUUAAAUAGGAAAUGCUGCAGUACAUUGAUCAAAUAUAUUUUAAUAGGUGAUAAGAGUGCAGUAAAUUAUGGCAGGGGCAUCACCAUAGCAGUGGGACAUCUCUAUUCCAGUGGCACAUCUCUAUUCCAGUGGCACAUCUCUAUUCCAGUGGCACAUCUCCAUAGCGGUGGGACAUCACAAGAGUAGUAAGUGACACCACAGCCCAAGUUCUUGUGGCAUGUUAUCCAACAUUUUUGGGAACUUGUUAAUAGUGAAAGGGUAUAUUUAUACCAACUUAUCCUCCAUUUACAAUGGCACAUGUAACAAUAAUAUGGUAUGUGUAGGUCACUGGCACAUCAAACAGCCCACAAUUGGUCCAAGUUGCAAAAGAUGAAUUGAUAAUUAGGAUGGUGCAUUGGAAAAAAAAUUGAGAAUAGAAAAAGUUUCUUACUUGGCCUAAGCCUAAUUUAAUCUAACAUGGGCCUAAUAUAGUAGCCUACAUAUUUGAACUAUAUUUGGCCUUGAUUGCAUUAGGUUUUCUUCAUUUCUAUAUUACUAUCACUUUUGAAAAUUAAAUUUGUUGAGCAAAUAGCCUGUUGUGGUCAUACUGUACUGUCUUCAUAUGAAGAUGAAUUAAUAGUAUGGAUAGUCAAAACAAAAUCUUGUAGUUUUAAAGUUACCUUGAAUAUUUGUUUAUCCAUGUUAAUACAGUAUUAUAACUGAGAUGAUUGAUAUAAUAUUAAGUAAAUGACACACACACGGUUACAAUUGCAUGUGACUACUGGCUUGACACUUGCUGCUGAAAGUAUUUUGUUUUUGUUUUAUUACUCUACAUUCCAUCAAGUUUUGAAAGACAAACACAUUCCCAAAAGUUUGCCUACUAAAGGUGUCUUUUGAUUUCAUUAUAUAAUAAUUAAAGUUUUUGCAUUUUUAAAUUGCCAGUUCAUUUUUUAAGCCUUAUUGAAAACUAAUGAACGUCAAUAACAUAUUCAUUAAUAUUUUUAUCUUUAAAACUCUUAGGAACUUUCAGAAAAUGGUAUCUUUCUAAAUCAAAAUGGAAAUACAGUAUAAACAUGUGGCAUUGUUUAGAAUUUCAGACUGUUAAUAUUGCAUAUGAUUUCUUGAUAGAUUAUGGUGUGCUGGUGUAGACUUGUUUCAUAUUUAUGUUCUGUCAUUCAUGCACUACUAAAUGCAUGUUUUUAAAAUCAAUGCUGCUUGUAAUUAUUUGUUUGGUAUGAGCAUUUCUUAAUUAUUUGUACUGUGGUCAAGAUAGUGUUAAAUGUUUUAGUGUAAUGUUCCAUUGUAUUCAGACGAGAUGCAUUUUGUAAUUACUGUAUUUAGAAAAUUGAAAACUGGCCGUCUCACAAGCUACAAUGGUAAUGUUAUUGAGAGUUUUUAUUUCUUUGUUCUGCAUGCACUUUAGAGUUAUCUGGUACAGUACACCUUGAAAGAAUGGGAAUUGUUCUUCUGGUAAAGAUUUGGAAAAUUAUAUUUAGUUGAAAAUAUUGAGGCCAUACAGUGAGAUCCAACCCACACCCCUGGGUUCCCUUAGGCAUCCAGGAAUGUGUGUGUUCCAUCGUACGGCCUCAAUACUUUCUCAUAAACAGUAUAUUAUAUUUGUGAUUUCAUUGUGCGUAUUUUUAUUAGGGAUGCACCUGGUAGUGUGAUUGCCUUUGCACUGUAGUUUCCAACUUGUCCUCUCAACUAAUUCAUCUCAUUUUGUUUGCUAUGGCCCCAACAUACAUAAUGAAGGGCAGCAUGAAAAGUAGUGGCUUACAAAUAUCCUCAUUUUCUAUCGAUAGGUUAGUUAGAUUAAGUGGGGGGGGGGUCUUGGGUUCGUGCAUUUUAGUACCCCUUAUUUUGUAUGUUGUGGUAAAUCAAGAGAACCGUCAGUCUCUCUACACUUUUGAUUUCUCUUUUAAAUCAGUAACAUAGUCAAAGAUCAUAUAUAAUAUAUUCUGGCUGUUUUACAAAGUGGUAUGUGAUAUUUUUGCCCUGCUUUCAUGAAACCUAGCAUGAAAAUGACUUAAGAAUAGCCUCUGUUUUCAGUAUAUUACUUUAAUGAGACUGUUACAUGCCUGAGUUGGUUUGUAUGUAGUGUAUGCCUUCUGGUUUGUGUCAUGUACGACCACUGGUUUGUGUCAUGUACGUCCUCUGGAUUGUUUGUUGUGUAUGUCCUCUGGUUUGUGUGUCAUGUAUGCCCUCUGGAUUGUGUGCCACGUAUGCCAUUUGGUUUGUCAUGUAUGCCCACUGGUUUGUGUCAUGUAUGCCAUCUGGUUUGUGUGUCAUGUAUGCCAUCUGGUUUGUGUGUCAUGUAUGCCUACUGGUUUGUGUCAUAAAUAUAUUUCAGUUUUAUUGUCAUGUAAUAACUUGAAAGGUGACACCAUAAAUUUUGGAGAAAGAUUUAAUGACAAUUUUGGUGUUGCUUUAGGAAGAACAAUUAACAUUCAUAUACAGUAUGUGUACAAGUAAGUCAUUUCUCGUAUCAGGAACAGUUGAAGGCCACGGGGCUAACAACACUGCAAACCAGGCAUUACAGGGCGGAUCUCAAUGAAAACAUUUCAAAUACUAAACCAGUUAGAGGAUGUUGAUCCAGACAAUUUCUUCAAAAAGGUCAGAUGUAAUAAACCCAUGGAACGCAUGGAUCAGAUGUUAUAAACCCAUGGAACCGCCUACCCACCAAAGCCGUAAGUGAGAAAAUCGUGUUAAGUUUUUAAAUCUACCUGGAAAAGAUCAUCAAGGCAAAUGGGGGGGACCUUUGACAAGCCACGACUUCCUUUCCUCGUCGAGGCUGCUAGUAGCUUGCAUGUUUUAGAAUGCAACUCACAAACUCUUGUUAUAUAAAUACAGAAUUACAGAUUCCUGAGCAUUAAUUUACGUAUUAUGGUGGUCAUUAUCUUUGAACAUGCAGUGUUAGUGCAGAAUUACAGCACUGUACUCAUAAAACCAUAGGAAAUAUUUGACAAUAUUCUGCAUUGUGAAAUGAUUUGAGACUAUUUUUCUUAAUGAAUAACCCCCUAGGAAAGAGAUGGUCAGUGCCAAUGUACAGUGCUUUAAGGAAUCCUGUUCUAUACAGGGAGGGUAUUGUCCUUCAGGACGAGGAUCUUGUCCUAUGAGAGGAGGAUCUUGCCUUACACAAGGAGGAUCUUGUCCUGCACAAGGAGAGCCUUGCCUUACACAAGGAGGAUCUUGUCCUGCACAAGGAGAGCCUUGCCUUACACAAGGAGGAUCUUGUCCUACACAAGGAGAGCCUUGCCUUACACAAGGAGAGCCUUGCCUUACACAAGGAGGAUCUUGUCCUACACAAGGAGAGCCUUGCCUUACACAAGGAGGGUCUUGUCCAAUACAAGGCGAUUCUUGUCCUACACAAGGAGGAUCUUGUCCUACAUUAAGAGGAUUGCCCUACAUAAGGAGGAUUAUCCUACAUAAGGGGAAUCCUGUCCUACACAUGGAGGGUCUUUUCCUACACAAGGGAAAUCGCUGUCCUACAUAAAGAGGAUCUCAUCUUAAAUGAGGAGAACCUUUGUCCUGCACAAGGAGGGUCUUGUCCUACACAAGGAGAACCUUGUCCUAUACAAAGAGGCUCUUGUCCUACACAAGGAGAACCUUGUCCUAUACAAGGAGGAUCUUGUCCUACACAUGGAGAACCUUGUCCUAUACAAAGAGGCUCUUGUCCUACACAAGGAGAACCUUGUCCUAUACAAAGAGGCUCUUGUCCUACACAAGGAGAACCUUGUCCUAUACAAAGAGGCUCUUGUCCUACACAAGGAGAACCUUGUCCUAUACAAAGAGGCUCUUGUCCUACACAUGGAGGAUCUUGUCCUACACAAUUAGAACCUUGUCCUACACAUGGAGGACCCAGUCCUGCACUAGGUAGAUCUUGUCAUUGUUCUGUUAAUUAUAAAAUGUCAUGAAAAUGGGGUCAGCAAUACUGCUUCUAGAGAUGACUGGUAUGUAUUUACCCAUAAUACGCAGAAAUCACAAUAGCGUGAUGCAUCAAAUAAACAAAUCCACAAGGGCCGUGAUGAGGGUUUGAACUUACAUCCGAGAGGAUCAAAGACAAGCCUUAAUCGACUGUGCCACAAUAUGGUAAAAGAAUUCUUUUACCAUAUUGUGACACAGAUGAUUAAGGCGCGUCUGGGAUCCUCUAGGACGUAGGUUCGAACCCUCAUCACGGCCCUUGUGGAUUUGUUUAUUUCCCCAUCAUUUUUAUUUAUGGUGUAGUCUCAAACACCAAGGACAAUGAUAAAGACUAAAAUUAUAAUGUAUAAGGUUGUAAAUGAGGAAAGUGGGUCACCUAUUGCAGUCUCUCCAAGUGUCAGCCAGAUUGGUUUGAAUUGUGGCACAAUCAGUUUUUUUGUGCAAUUUAAUUCUGAUUAAACCAUACUAACAGUUGUUUAUGUAAAUUUUUGUAUCAGUGGCAGCUGUCAAACUGUACCAUCCUUGGCUGUGUACGUUUCAUAUAAUGUAUGCAUCUGCUGUAUUUCUCGUUGGUUUAGGGUUACAACUUAAUGCAUGGGUUUCGAAUUUGUGCCUUUAUUAUUGCAACAUUUGACAUGUGCUAGGACGCAGUCAGAAUUGACAUUGAGGAGUUUGUGAGCCUGUUCUAGGGUGGUUCUGUCUGUAUGUUAGCUGCAUGAAUCACACAUUGGCACUUCUGAUUUGGUUAUCCUGAAAGAUUACAUGUUGUUUAAGACUCUAAUUUCAAUAGAAUGUAUUAGUUGGCAUUUUCAUUGACUGUGUUAUUAUAUGUUAUAGAACCUCUCUAGUUUUAAUUUGAUUUUAGCAUUAUUUAUUAUAUUAAUAGUGCACUACAGUGUACGAAUUAUCAGCGUAGUUUAAAAAACUAUUCAGCUAAUAUAUUUUCACAUCUUGGAAUAAUAGACUACAGUAUUGGUUUUCCAAUUUAGUGAUCAUAAAUGCUGUAUUUCCAGUUUUUUUGUGAUAAAUUAGAACUUUGCAUCAUUGUUAGGUAUAAGUUUUCAAAGUCAGAAAUUUAAAUAUUUUCCUAUUCUCAUUUCCAUAACUUAUGUAUAAAUGCUUUAAUGUUGACUAUGUCUUUACACAAUGAAUUUAUAUGUUCCACUUAUUAUAAUUUCUAUGUUCAAUGAUUUGUUAUACUGUGUAAUAUAUUGUUGAAAUCCUACAAUGCACCUACUGAAUUUGAUAUAUAUGUAGAUAAUUAUAAUUUCAUUACAAAAUGUAUAAUAAUAGGCUCGAGCAUUAACUUGUGGCCCUUACAGCCCGUGAGGACUAUGUCUCUAGUAAGACUGACUGACUUACUGUAGCUGCCACACUUCUUGGACCCCACUUUAGCUCUUGCAGAUUGUUAUUUUAUUUGAUAGGGUCUGGGUAGUACUAUUGGGUUCAUUCUUGACUCAAUUGGUAAUCCAGGGUUCAAAUCCUGAGUGGGACAGAAAUGGUUGGUCACAUUGGGGCAGAAAUGGUUGGCCACGUUAGGACAGAAAUGGUUGACCACGUUAGGACAGAAAUGGUUGACCACGUUGGGACAGAAAUGGACAGCCAAAAUAUAUUAUUAUUAUUUAUCAGGCUUCGACAGUUCCCUCAACCUUCCUCCAGUCUCGUCUUCCCAGUCUACUGGAACUGCUGUCUUUCGGUACUGUAUAUUGAAUAAAUGGGAUCGUGUUUAACUGCAUUGGUUUAUAUUGUUCUGUUGCUCUAAUGCACACAAGGCAACAUUAUCUGUUUUUUCUAGGAUUUUUGAAGCAGUUUCAUUGUAAAUAGGAAACGUUAAACUUACCGCUAGAUAGUUUCUGCAUAAUACAUACUCAUGAGUCACGUGAUCUUCUUAAUCUUCCCGUUAAGUACAAGGCUUCCAUCAUUCAUUAUACUUUUUAGGACCUGAUAAAAGUGUCAUAGUGACAGGUGUUGGCUUAAAUGACACACAUGAAUUUUUGUUUGACUAAAUGUUACUUGUAACAGGUGUUUGGCUAAAUGUUACUUGUAAACAAGUGGUUUUUUUUUCUAAAUGUUACAUCUAAGCAGUUAUUUGUCUGUAUGAUUCAGUUAUUCAGUUAAAUGGCCCAAGUUCUUUAUCUUUAUUCAUGUAAAAGUGAUGCAAAUUUAUUUUUGUCUGAUAUCUUCCAGGCAGACGAACCUGACCUUUUGUAAUUCUGAAAAACAGAAAGAGAACAUUAAAAGUUCUAAGGUUUGCACCACACUGCCAUUUUCCUUAAGGCUGGACAUGUGCUUGUAGCCAUGAUUAUGAAGAUUUUGUCCUAAAGGGUUAUCCCCAUUCAAUUUCGUGAUAUGGUUAAUGUUUCCUUUCUCCAUGAUAACCCUGUUCCAUUUCUUGAGAUGGUUACUGUUCCUUUGCUUGUUCAAGCUGCUAUCUUGUUAAAGCUCCAAGGUACUGAGAUUGUUUGCACUCUACAUUAUUUAGUUAUAGUGGCAUAUCUUGGUUUUAAAAUAUUGGACCGGUUCCCCAACACAAUAUUGGAGUUUAGUGAACACUAUUUUGCUGCUGUGACAUUAGUUACAUAUGAUUACAUAAUUUCUAUAACUCUACCAGCAUAAAACACACGUGAUUAGUUGAAAAAUGUGAUGCACUCUAUUGUAUGAUUAUGUAUGCAGAACAACAAUUGUAUAAUUAUGUAUGCGGAACAACAGUUGUAUAAUUACAUAUGCAGAACAAUAAUUAUAUAAUUAUGUAUGUGAAAUAGUAAUUGUAUGAUUAUUUAUGCAGAGCUAAUUGUAUAAUUAUGUAUAUGGAGCAGUAAUUGUAUAGUUAAGUAUACAGAACGUUAAUUGUAUGAUUAUGUAUACGUAAUGGUGAUUGUAUGACUAUAUGAAACUGUAAUUGUAAGAUUAUGUAUACGGAACAGUAAUUAUAUAUUUAUGCAUGCAGAACAGUAAUUGUAUAAUUAUGUAAUUGUGUCAUUUUGUAUGCAGACUAGUAAUUGUACAGUUCUAUAGUCUAUUUAGGUACUGGCAUGUGAUCCUGUUCAGAAAUGACAUACUGUACUGUAAAUAAUAACAAUUGAUAAUCCAUUUACUUCCAUGUGUGAGCACAGAAAGUGUCCUGUAGUGAGUCUUAUAAGGUUUUAUUAGUGAUCAGGAAAGGUGUGUUUAGUACAAGCUGUAUCUGUUUAAGGUAAAAAAUGGCAACUAUGAGGUAGAAAUGUGAUUUGCUGUAAUUAACAAGCUGACCACAUGAACCCCUUCUAAUUAUGCUUUUGAUGGGCAUUGUCUCUGCAGUAAGCUGUAAUCCUGUUUGUUUUGGAGAAUGGUAUACAGUAUUCUGUAUGGACUCGUCACCUAUAAGCAUUAUAUACUUUGUAAUAGGGGGAAUAUACAAAAAGUUUAGUGUGUGAUACUCUUUUUGAAUAAUUGAAAAUUAAAUAGCUUUCUAAUCUGUCAAAGGACCUUUGUUUUGUGAUAGAUAAUAUGAUCAUUUAAAUACUUAGGGAACACUUUGUAAUAAUUUAUUAAUAUUGAGUAACUGUGGUUACAUUCUCUUUCUCUCUUGCCCUCAUCAUCAGUCGUCAUCUCUCUCAUCGUCAUUCACCAUCGUCAUUUCUUGCUCUCAUCAUUUCUUACCCUUAUCGUAUAUCAUCUGUUUCUUUCAUCAGUACAGUAUCUCACUCUGAGAACUGUUGCCUUCCAUAAUAUGUACUGUGGUGUAUUGCUUCAGCUUACAGUGGGUGAGGAAGGGUUACUUUCCUUAUUGUAGAAUAAGGGAUAUAGUCCUUAAGAAAACUCGGACUCCUGCUCAAAGUUGUGGAUCGUGGAUUUUUCUGGCUACUACUGUUGGUUAAUAUUAAUGUGUUGAUAUUGUUGAUGAAUUUGCCUUAAUAGUCUAUUAAAAAAAAGGUAACAAGUUCAUAGUAUUUAUCUUGUAUUUAUGUAUAUAUUAAAAUGCAAAUUAAACUUGCUAUGAGCAUUAUUGAAGUUUAUUUUCAACACUGCAAUUAAUAUGCAGGAGUUCUUCAUAGUUAGCCAGGGGGUUUCUCGCACAAAAAGUAACGGGGACUGGGCACUGCGUUGCCCUUCGUAAAAAUUAUAUACUGUACUACACUUCCUGGUGGUGGGCCCUGAAGCCUUAACUUGAUAAUAGCUGCAAUAAUUACAAUCAUAUGUACAUAAA
This is a messenger RNA of Procambarus clarkii (red swamp crayfish), 15012 nucleotides long. RefSeq lists its product as uncharacterized. Gene Ontology annotation, biological process: regulation of clathrin-dependent endocytosis; positive regulation of Notch signaling pathway; protein phosphorylation. Lineage: Eukaryota; Metazoa; Arthropoda; Malacostraca; Decapoda; Cambaridae. The record is from RefSeq and is a predicted model, not a curated record. Gene Ontology annotation, molecular function: protein serine/threonine kinase activity; ATP binding; AP-2 adaptor complex binding. Gene Ontology annotation, cellular component: cytoplasm.